Molecule: messenger RNA, 2781 nt
Organism: Clonostachys rhizophaga
Lineage: Eukaryota; Fungi; Ascomycota; Sordariomycetes; Hypocreales; Bionectriaceae
Source: the annotation of a GenBank genome assembly
AUGAGUUACCCGCCAACCUACACUCCCCUCGAGUCCCUACUCCUGUUCCAGUCCAUCCUAUCGCAAGGAAUCGAUACCGCCGCCUUUGCGCGUAUCUCGGAGCAACUACGGAAUAAUGGCCUGGUGAAGGGGGAUCACAAAUACGACCCGACGCGCCUGAGUCCCGAGGCUCUGCAGCAGUUCUUCUUCCGUCUGUUCCAGGAGGAGUUGAAGGGCGAAACCACCACGCCUGCUGGUGAUGGGUCGACGUCACCGAAUUCUAAGAAACGCAAGAUCGCGAGCCCACCUCUACCGUCCUUGAAAGAAGUCUACGAAAAUAUCGACAAAAUCCCAGUGCUCGUCAAUCGGCUUUACUCGAGAUAUCGAGACAACAUCGUACAGCAGAUUCGCGAAGACGAGGUCCGAUAUGAUACCGUGCAAAAUGAGAUACACAUCAUCGAGAAGAGCGAAAACGCGAGGUUGGCGAGAUUGGCUACCCAGAAUGGAACGCCUACUCAGUCGUCGCGUGAGGUCAAGCCUUCUGUUGCGCGCCUAACUCCGGCCUCGUUACCAACUCCUGCCGCAGUAGCUGCUGCCAACAAGAGGCCGACUUCGACAACACCCAUUGUCCCUCCAAGGCUGCCUACCACGCCAGCAAUUGCGCCUCCAAGCCAUCUAACACCAGGGACAACCCCAGCCCGACCGGCCCCCUCUGCAACUCAACCCACGGCGACACCUAGCUCUGUGCUUCAGGCUCCCGUCGGUGUUCCCCAGCAGCCUGCGCGGGUGCUGCAAGCACCAGCACAACCUCCAAAGGUUCCCAUCUCUCCUCGCCCCGAGACCAUCACCCAAGUCAAGGCCACUCCUUCUACCCCCCAGCCGCCAACUACCCCAAGUCAGAGUACCCUGAAGUGGGAGAAGCCGUAUCAACCACCCCAGGUUACGCAAACACCACCUCCUCGACAGACGGUCUCCCCAGCUCCCAAACCUACUACCCCUCAUCUACCACCGCAGCAGAAGCAUGUACCAACGCAAGCCCCUUGGCAAGGUCAUCAAACGCCAUAUUCUCAGCAACAACCACAUGUUCAAACACCAGUUCCGGCUCCUACGCCGCCUACCGCCCAGACCCCAACCAAACCUGUAUUGGCUCCACCUCAAACUGCCGCACAAUCUAUCCCACAACUACAACAAGGACCGCCCAGGCCAGCUGGAACUGCGCCCUCAGCGCAGCCUAGACAGCCUGUCAAAACCCCCGUACCCCCUCCUCAACACCGUCCUGUGCAGCCCCAACCGGCUCAACCAGCCCAGCAACCGCGCCCUAUUGCAGCGUCCCCUAUACCAGCAACCAGCACUCCCGCGCCAACUCAACCCCCUCCUCAGGUUCCUUCUCAAAGAUGGCCUCCUGGCCAUGCGCAGCACGGCCUGUCAGUCCAGACUACACCUGCCGUUCCCUCCACAUCACCUGCUCCGGCUGCUUCACAUCAAGACAAGCCAUAUGCCUCACCAUAUGCCACACACCCUCCUAGGCCAGCCAUUCCUGAGCAUAUGAUUCGCCAUGCCGCAGCAGGUACUCCCCUAGCUACAAGACGGACAAGCGUUCUUCCCCCUCAACCACAGACUCCUAUCCAGAAUACGCCUAUGACCGUUCUGCGUGGAAUUGGUACUAAAUGGGCAGCACACCCAUCACCAUCAACUCCUGGCGCUAUGAUUGGGGAACCGCAGAGUCCGGCGUAUGAGCCCAUGAGUCCGCCUCUGCGUGCUGCGGCUUUGCCUCGCCCGACUCCCAAAUCUGGGCCAAAGAAACAGGCCAUCAAGCCUGCUGUCGACACCCCAAGCGGGAAGCCUGUGCGCGGCCGACCACCUCGCCAAAGCCAAAAGCAACGGGGCACAAGCUCAACUCCUUCGGCCGAAGCUAGCAGACGUAGCCAGUCUGUUGCAUCUCAAAAUGACGAUGUAUCGACUGAUAUGGGCAAUGCAGCAUCGACAACGAAGGUGAAGCACGAGGACGCAACACCACGACCACAUGAGGAGACUGGUGAUACGACUGCCGAUGAGAGUGUCGCUGGGCGAGGCAACCUGAGCACUCCCAAGGCUUCAUCCCGAAAUCUGAAACGAAAGAGGAAUGAGUCGCCCUCAAAUCCUACUACGCCAGCGCUCCCUGCUCAGGUUCUCUGGACGCGAGGUUUCACAAAGGUCUCAUCUUCAGCACUGGACCAAAUUUCAAGCCACCGCGAUGCCAACAUGUUCGCCACCGCCUUGAGGGAGAGAGAUGCCCCCAACUACCGCCAGAUUGUUCUGCAGCCUCAGGAUAUAACAUCUAUAAGGUCAGCAAUCAAGCAGGGAAACAAGGCUGCCGUCGCGGCCGCCAAUAGUCUCCCCGGUGGCGACCCGGGGACCGCGAGUGUCUACCUGCCCUACUCGGAGGACAUUGUGCCGCCAAAGGGAAUCAUCAACAGCGCGCAGCUAGAGCGUGAGCUGGUCCACAUGUUUUGCAACGCCAUCAUGUACAAUCCAGACCCGGAUCGUGGUCCUGGCUCGACGUUUAUGAAACGUUCGCAGGAGGACGAGGAAGAGGUCUUUGGCUACCGGCUUGACGAGAACGGCAUUGUGCGUAACACCCAGAGCAUGUUUCUCGAGGUCGAGAAGCUGCUCGGUGACCUGCGCAGCGCCGAGAAGGACCGCACGGCUCCCCCGUUGUCGACGCCUCGGCCGGCUAGUGUCGCUACCCCCGCCGAAGACACGGCCGAGGACGAAGAAGAAGCUGGGGAGGGAACAGCCAAACGCCGGCGUGUCAGAGCCUGA